GGGCUUGAGGGCUCGGACCUGCUACCUCCCGCGCGAUCUCGGGCCCGACCCGGCGCUGCGGCCCCAGCUCGCUCCCCUCCUGCUUCCUCCCCGGCCGCUGCCUGGGCGGAGGCGGAGGCGGAGGCCCGGGCUGGCCGCCCUGCUCGUGCCCCGGCUCGGCCCCGGACGGCCCGGCUGCUGUGCGGAGAGGAGGCCGAGUCGGAAAGGGAGAUCGUGCCUCAUCCCAAAGCAUCCAACCUGGGAGUCGGUGUGUCUUCAUCCCAUUUCCAUGGAUGGGGUCGAGGUUCGAUUGUAGAAAGUAGUGCAACUGGUAGUGAAAAGAAAAUACUGAAGAAUAGGAUCUCAAGAUGAGUAAAAAGCCCCCAAAUCGUCCUGGAAUCACUUUUGAGAUUGGUGCUCGUUUGGAGGCACUGGACUACUUACAAAAAUGGUAUCCAUCACGAAUUGAAAAAAUCGACUAUGAGGAGGGCAAGAUGUUGGUCCAUUUUGAGCGUUGGAGUCAUCGUUAUGAUGAAUGGAUUUACUGGGAUAGCAAUAGGUUGCGACCCUUGGAGAGACCUGCGUUAAGAAAAGAAGGGCUAAAAGAUGAGGAAGAUUUCUUUGAUUUCAAAGCUGGAGAAGAAGUUCUGGCUCGCUGGACAGAUUGUCGCUAUUACCCUGCCAAGAUUGAAGCAAUUAACAAGGAAGGAACAUUCACAGUUCAGUUUUAUGAUGGAGUAAUUCGUUGUUUAAAAAGAAUGCACAUUAAGGCCAUGCCCGAGGAUGCUAAGGGGCAGGUGAAAUCCCAGCAUCCACUAAGCUGGUGUUGUCCUAUCGACCCAGCUGGAUCGUGUAACCAGUCUAUGGGAAGUGAGGAUUGGAUAGCUUUAGUCAAAGCAGCUGCUGCAGCUGCAGCCAAGAAUAAAACAGGGAACAAGCCUCGCACCAGCGCCAACAGCAAUAAAGAGAAAGAGAAAGAUGAGAGGAAAUGGUUUAAAGUACCUUCAAAGAAGGAAGAGACUUCAACUUCUAUAGCUUCUGCAGAAGUUGAGAAGAAGGAAGAUCUGCCCACAUCUAGUGAAACAUUUGGACUUCAUGUAGAGAACGUUCCAAAGAUGGUCUUUCCACAGCCAGAGAGCACAUUAUCAAACAAGAGGAAAAAUAAUCAAGGCAACUCAUUUCAGGCAAAGAGAGCUCGACUUAACAAGAUUACUGGUUUGUUGGCAUCCAAAGCUGUUGGGGUGGAUGGUGCUGACAGAAAGGAAGACCGCAGUGAAACAGCUCCAAUGCUGGAGCAGGCGAUUUCACCUAAACCUCAAAGUCAGAAAAAAAAUGAAGCUGACAUUAGCAGUUCUGCCAACACUCAGAAACCUGCACUGUUAUCCUCAACUUUGUCUUCAGGGAAGGCUCGCAGCAAGAAAUGCAAACAUGAAUCUGGAGAUUCUUCUGGGUGUAUAAAACCCCCUAAAUCACCACUUUCCCCAGAAUUAAUACAAGUCGAGGAUUUGACGCUUGUAUCUCAGCUUUCUUCUUCAGUGAUAAAUAAAACUAGUUCUCCACAGCCUGUGAACCCCCCUAGACCUUUCAAGCAUAGUGAGCGGAGAAGAAGAUCUCAACGUUUAGCCACCUUGCCCAUGCCUGAUGAUUCCGUAGAAAAGGUUUCUCCUCCCUCUCCAGCUACUGAUGGGAAAGUAUUCUCCAUCAGUUCUCAAAAUCCGCAAGAGUCUUCAGUGCCAGAGGUGCCUGAUGUUACACAUUUGUCACUUGAGAAGCUGGGGCCUUGUCUCCCUCUUGAUUUAAGUCGUGGUUCAGAAGUAUCAGCACCGCUAGCCCCAGAUCCCGCUUACCAUAAUGAAUGUCCCAGGGCAGAAAAGGAAGACACACAGAUGCUUACAAAUCCUUCUUCCAAAGCAAUAGCUGAUGGAAGAGGAGCUCCAACAGCAUCAGGAAUAUCGAAAACAGAAAAAAAAGUGAAAUUGGAAGAAAAAAGCUCAACAGCAUUUGGUAAGAGAAAAGAAAAGGAUAAGGAAAGAAAAGAGAAGAAAGACAAAGAUCACUACAAACCAAAACAGAAGAAGAAAAAGAAAAAGAAAAAGAAAUCCAAGCAGCAUGACUAUUCAGACUAUGAAGACAGUUCUCUAGAAUUUCUGGAAAGGUGCUCUUCUCCACUAACUCGAUCUUCUGGGAGUUCUCUGGCUCUGCGAAGCAUGUUUACGGAGAAAAAUACAACAUAUCAGUACCCAAGGGCAAUUUUGUCAGUUGAUCUUAGUGGUGAAAACUUAUCAGAUGUGGAAUUCCUAGAUGAUUCUUCAACAGAGAGUUUGCUCCUAAGUGGGGAUGAGUACAAUCAGGACUUUGAUUCAACCAAUUUUGAGGAAUCUCAGGAUGAAGACGAUGCUCUUAAUGAGAUUGUGCGAUGUAUUUGUGAAAUGGAUGAGGAGAACGGCUUCAUGAUCCAGUGUGAAGAGUGCCUAUGCUGGCAGCACAGCGUGUGCAUGGGGCUGCUGGAGGAGAGCAUCCCCGAGCAGUACAUCUGCUACGUCUGCAGGGACCCUCCUGGUCAGAGGUGGAGUGCAAAAUAUCGUUACGAUAAGGAUUGGUUGGAUAAUGGGAGAAUGUGUGGGUUAUCGUUUUUAAAAGAAAAUUACUCUCAUCUCAAUGCCAAAAAGAUAGUUUCCACACAUCACCUGCUUGCUGACGUCUAUGGUGUCACGGAAGUCCUGCAUGGGCUACAGCUGAAGAUCGGCAUACUCAAGAAUAAACACCAUCCUGACCUUCAUCUCUGGGCUUGUUCUGGGAAGCGAAAAGAUCAAGAUCAAGGAAUUGCUGGGGCAGAGAAAAAAGUAGCAGUGCAAGACAAAGUUAAUGUAGAGGAAAAGAAACACCACGUACAGAACCAUAAAGAACCACCUCGUUUGCCCCUAAAAAUGGAAGGAACUUAUAUAACAAGUGAGCACAGUUACCAAAAGCCACAAAGUUUUGGUCAAGACUGCAAAUCUCUCGCAGACCCUGGAAGCUCAGAUGAUGAUGAUGUUAGUAGUUUUGAAGAAGAACAAGAAUUCCACAUGAAAGAUAAAAACCCUUCCCAAUACUCACUGAAAGAAGAUGGAAUGCCUGAAAAGAAUCCAGCUGAAAGGAAUACGGUAUUUAUUUAUAAUGAUAAAAAGGGCACUGAAGACCCAGGAGACUCACAUCUUCAGUGGCAGCUCAAUCUCCUUACACACAUAGAGAAUGUGCAGAAUGAAGUUACCAGCAGGAUGGACCUAAUAGAAAAAGAAGUUGAUGUUCUGGAAAGCUGGCUUGAUUUCACGGGGGAGUUGGAGCCACCUGACCCUCUCGCAAGACUGCCCCAACUUAAACGCCAUAUCAAACAGCUCCUAAUUGACAUGGGCAAAGUACAACAAAUAGCAACGCUUUGCUCCGUAUGACAACAGUGAAAACCUAAUGAAAAAGAAUGUGGGUCUCUUCAGUCAAUAAUUUUUUAUUGUCCACGUGACUGCUAAGUGGAUAGUAAAAAAGCUAGUGAUGUUUGGUCAUUUACUGAUUUGUGACAUCAAUAGGAUAGCACCUUGAAAAGGAAAAUGAACAACUUUAUCAAGGAAGCUAAUAUUAGAAAAAGCUUUAUGAGCAAGCUACAAAUGAUAAUGUGUAAUAUGCCAGGGAUCAAUGAAGUUGAAUAUAAUUUAUACCAAGGAAAUCGAGUUGGCAGGAUUUUUGAAUAGUUGCUUUAUGUGAAGUUUGAAGUACGUGUAGAGAGAAAUAUGGUGUGUUUAUAUAAUUUUUAGUAGAAAGAUCCAUGUAAUAAACCAGCAUUUGGCCAAAAGCCAAACUGUAGAGGAGAGGAAAUUCUGGAGAGUUCUGUAAGGUUGCUGUACGAACUAUCUUCUCUGCAGUUGAUCCAGCUGCUCUGAAGCUUAGAGUAUUUAAACUUUUACGGGAUCAUGAGCUGUUUCUUAGGUGAUGAAUGUCUUUAAUCAGAAAACUGACAGUGUAAGCCUCACUUCUGAGGAAAACAGUGGUGGAAUUCUGACUUCAUUAUGAUUAUAUAUUUUUAAAAUGCCAAAUAAUUGGAAUUUCUAAGAUGCAGGCAUUAAGCCCAUUAUAAACAAUGGCUUAUAGAAGGGUCAGUGUGCCAAAUGACGAUGACACUGCUGGAGAGAGAAUGUUAAAUGUCAUGGGGGUUCCACCUCCAGGACUGACUUAGGCCAUCAGCCCAUCAGAAACAUAAAGUCAUGUGCACUAUAUAUGUACCAUAUAUAGUUGAGUUCAGGACUCAGGCAUCAGCAUACAGUCUGAUCCUGAGUAUGCUUGGUGUUUGCCUUCAGAUAAAAAUUGUAAAUAACCUCAGCUGGGAUGAGGAGUGACAAAAAUGUCAAAAUAAUUUGUGGCUGUGGAUUUUUUUUAACUGCUGGUAGUGGAAUACUGGAAAAGCUUCAUUUCUGAAGAUAAAUUUUAUUUUUAAAAAAUACAUGCGCACUCAAAACUUGUAGCUUUGAUCACACAUGGACAAAUUUCUGAAACCAAAGGCAACUAAGUUGCUGAGUUAGCUCUUGCUGGAUUUUGGGCCCAGGUCCUCCUGCCUGCCAGUGCUCCUGUGAGCUGUGUGCUGCCGCCAUGCUCCAUACGCACGUAUGCGGAAGCGUGUGUGCUUGUUUGAAACAAACACUCAACGUACAUAUGUACAUAACCUACACAUAUUUAUAUCUGCACAUAUCUAGUUUUAUUACUAUAGACUAUAAGAGUUGGUGGUUAACAUGAAAUGUUACCUUUUAACAGACUGUUUUUAAAAAUUAAAAACGUAUGUACAGGUUUUGAAACUUUUUUAAAAAGGGGUAAAAGACUGUUCAGAGGAGGCUAUUUGAUGAUUAUAACACUUGAAUAUUUUAUGCCUCAUUCUGUUUAUCAGUUCUAGUGAUCUGUGUAAAUGCAUUUUAGAACUGAUACACAGUAAACUUGAAUUUAUCUUUGAUAAGAAUACAUGCCACUGUACAUUCAGAUAUUAUUUAAAUUUGCAAACACACUGUUCUAUAUGUAAGGUACUGUAUGUAAAACUCUUUAUUAAAACUAUUCCGCAUAUCCUAAAAUUUCAGCUUGCCUUUUUGCGGCCUUAUAUUUUGACGUAAAGACCAUUAAAAGAAUGUGCAAAACCGUCA
Messenger RNA from Canis lupus familiaris (dog), 5132 nucleotides. It is a transcript of the gene PHF20L1, whose product is annotated as PHD finger protein 20 like 1. The record is from RefSeq and is a predicted model, not a curated record. Gene Ontology annotation, biological process: regulation of transcription by RNA polymerase II. Gene Ontology annotation, cellular component: NSL complex. The transcript is spliced from 22 exons. The coding region runs from base 348 to 3407 and encodes 1019 amino acids. Lineage: Eukaryota; Metazoa; Chordata; Mammalia; Carnivora; Canidae.